AUGUCGAUGACAAUGUUCUUAGCUUUUGUUUACAUCACUGCUGUAUUCAUACAGAAUUGCGUAUCUUCAGAAUCUAGCCCAUCUCAUCCUUUGGUCAUUGGAGAUAUUAGAGAAUGCCUGGUCGGAAAAGAUGUCUCACGGUUCGGAGUUCUUCCGGGAGUGGGAUGGGACAAUCUGAGAAACAAAGCCGGCGACAUGGUGGUCUUCUUCAAUUAUUCGGAGUGUCGGACAACCGACGAUGGUAAAUACCUAAUACCAGACAACGUAUUUACCGUUCCUGUGAAAACAAGUCAAGUUGAAAUAUCCGGAGAAACAUUUCAACACUGGAGUGACUAUAUUUCUACGACAGCAUUCUCUAUCAAUACCGAAGCUUCUCUGUUUUAUAAGGGUAUAAAGCUCAGCGGGUCGUUUUCAGGUGAAAAGUACACAGUGAAAAGAAAUCAGAUUUUGGGAAAGUCGGUAACUACACGAGUUCAGGCAAGAUAUGUUCGAUAUUCAGCUAAACUUCAACAUGGUUCUCAACUAAGCUCAGUAUUUCGUCAACAAAUCUUAAGCAUCGCCAACAACAUUCAAAGAAAUCUGUCCACAUUAGCCGAAUAUGAAAGUCAAAUAUUAGUUCGAGAUUUCGGAACGCAUAUUCUCUCAAGUGUUGAUGCUGGUGCUGUUAUUUCUCAAACGGAUCAGGUAAAGUCAUCGUUCUUGAGAAAUCUUAAUAAAGAUACCAGUAGAUUGCUUGCGGCGGCAGGUGGCUCUUACAGGUUAAGAUUUCGUAUGUCUAAUGAACUACAUAUCGGGACGUCUAUGCAAUUAAUCGAUAUGUAUGAAGGAAAUCGAACUCAUUCAGCCAUUAAUUCCAUCGGAGGACCUAUAUUUAAACCGAACAACUUUUCUAUUAAUGACUGGGCAUCGGAGAUCAAGGAAAAUUUGGUUGCAGUAGAUCGGGGAGGCUUCCCAAUAUAUCAAGUGAUUAACGCGCGAAAUUUUCCACAUACCCCCGUCUCCGUCAUAUAUUCUACGUUUGAGCAGGUGAAAAACGCCGUGGAAGAAUACUAUAAAUUCAAUACAUAUCGAGGGUGUACUGAUAUAGACUCUCCCAAUUUUUCGUAUUUGGCCAAUGUGGAUGAUGGUACUUGUUCGUACAAAGUGGGCAACUAUUCCUUUGGUGGGAUUUACCAGACUUGCACAAAGACUGGACAGUUAAAUGCAAAACUGUGUCCCUCUCUCAUUCAGAACAACCCUUUAACCGGAAAUGCCUCUUGUCCAAAUGGAUUUCAAUCUGUAUUUCUGUUAAAUGGAAAAGUCACUUCUUCAGAGGUUCGCCAAAGGUGUACAUCAUGCGGAUUUUUGGGAUUGAGUACCUGCUGUUCGCAUUAUUACGUGCACGGCAGUGCUCAAUAUAACACGUACUGGUGUGUAGGAACAUCAUCCCACAGUCAGUCGCAUUCGGGUUUCCUUUUCGGGGGAACGUACACCAGCAAUGUUGACAAUCCUCUAACUCAAGCACGUGAAUGUCCGCUAUAUUUUUAUCCCUUGGCAAUGAGUACCGAUAUCAAAUUAUGCGUUUCGGACGAUUUUGAACUAGGCUUCCGGUAUGCUGUGUCUUUUGCGGGGCUUUUCAGUUGCAAAUCUGGUAAUCCUCUAGCAAUCAUGAAGGAUGAUACUUCAAAAAACAGCUCAAACAACAUGCAUUCAUAUCUCACGUCUGCUAAUUCAAAGUUAUGGCCGCAUGCGUGUCCAACUGGUUAUAGUAAUCAUCUGGCAGCCUUGGCAGAAUCUUGCGAGAUUAGUUACUGUGUGAAAUCGCAAUCUUUCUCCAAACAAGAGUUCCCAACCAUUAGGAGACCCCCAUUCAUUGAAUUACCUCGUGAUGCCUUUUUACAGCUUGAUGAAAACAACGGCACAUUUCAAGCAUUAACCGGAUCGAACCAGUCCUCCCAAAUCUCAACUAAACCAUCGCCCAGUGAAAAUUCCACCAACAACAUGACAACUAUCUUAAUAGCUUCUGUUCUUUUUGCUAUCACUGCUUUGGCAAUGUUUACUUUCAUUGGUUUCUGCGUACGGCGCCGAUUGAAGAAAGGGGGAGGGAAGGAGGAACACGAGGAGUGUAGAUCACAGGAAGGGGAAACGGAAUGCAGAAGUGUUUAG
Molecule: messenger RNA, 2145 nt
Organism: Ostrea edulis (European flat oyster)
Lineage: Eukaryota; Metazoa; Mollusca; Bivalvia; Ostreida; Ostreidae
Product: macrophage-expressed gene 1 protein-like
Exons: 1
Coding region: 1-2145 (714 amino acids)
Source: RefSeq, a predicted model, not a curated record